CAGAACUUUUUAGUCAGAACAAUGAUGCUCCUCUCUGUAUAUAUCUGUUUACUGUAUGUGCGUUUGCUCGCAGGAUUUUUGGACGAUUUGUGUGUUAACCAUGGACCUCAAAUCAAUAUACAUAAGAAAGUCUCGUACUAGACGUUGCUCCUACCAAACGUUUCAAUUUUCGUUAUGCAGUAUUAUGGUCGAGGCUGAUACUAACCUGUAAAGCUAAUUAUCUAUCUAAACUUUUUACUGAUGACUUAAUUGCGUUUUGAUCAUCUGUGAUUGCGUUUAGUCAUAUACCAUGCGCAGACCGACUGCAGUGUAAAGCAAACUGAAUUUCGUAUUCUCAACUAUUAUGCAUGAUUUCUGUAUAUUAUCCUCGUAAAAUCGCUGUUAUUUUGACUUUUCAUUUAUGUUUCGUCUCAUGCUUCGAGUAAAAGUUGAAUACCUGUGCCAUCUUCAAAGGUGUUUUGUUAACAAUGCCAAUAAAGUAUAAAAUAUUUUAAGUGGUUUUUUCCAUAGCAUUUUGCUUAUUAUUGAGUUUGUGUUUUAUGUCGUGUAGAUUAUACCUGCCAGUGAGAUUUAUUUGAUUACCAUUCAGUUCGAUACCUCCCAGGAUUUUGCGCCGAAUUCAUUAUGGAGGAAGGUAGUUCGGCUAAGAGUUCUCACGGUGGUAGGCGUAAACAUAAGAAAUCUCGAACUUUGAGGCAGCCAAUGAGUGAAUCCCAAGAAACUCAAGAGAGUGGAGAUCGUAAAGUAUCUUCAGUUCAACCAAAUGUACAAGAGGCUCCUGUUUCAUCGUUGUUUGGUGAUGAAUCUUCUGCAAUUGAUGUUUCUUCGACGUCAAAACUAACAAGUCCACCUUCCAAACCCGCGAGACAGAAAAAGAAGCAUCCAAAAGCAAUAGAAACUGUUCAUCUUUCUGAAGAUUUCUCUAAAAUGAAUAUCAAAAGACUUUCAAUACCUAAUCGACCGGAUGGAGGGGGACAUUCGGGCAAAGAAAUGUAUGUGACUGUUAAUUGUUGGGAUUUUUCGAUAAAGCCCAAAAUUGUUUACAUGUAUCGAGCAGAAGCUCUCGCUGUAUAUCGUGGUGAUGAAGGAAACAGGACUGAAAUACGAAUGUCUGCUAAGGAUAAACGUGCUCUAAUUAAACAGGUGGCUGAUAGUUUACACGACUGUAUAAUUUACGAUGGUGGCCAUGACAUAUACUCGGCAGAUCGUUUGCCAGGGAUCGGAAAAGUUCCUACUGAGACAGAAAUGAAAAUUGUUGAUCCACUUGGUCGAGAUAAUCUUAUUCUAAAAUAUCACUUGAUGGAAGUACAGACGGUGUCAACUGACGAUGUACAACAAUACGUAGAAAACCCAAAAGCAACAUCGUUAAACAUUCCCCAAGAAUCCAUAAGAUUGUUAGAUUGUAUAUUAAGAACUGUGUCGAAGCAGUCGUUAAUAUCUCUUGGAAGAUCUGCUUUAUUUUACGAAAAGCCAGUGAAAGUCAUUGCAGAUAAGCUACUGAGUAUCCACAGAGGUUUUAUCGCUAGCAUUAGACCUCAAUGGAAGGUCCGUAUGAAUAUAGACAUGACCUACAAGGCUUUUUUCACAGCUGGUAACCUAGCAGAUGUUAUGUACGAAAAGUAUGGAGACAAUAUGGCCAGAUGUAGCUCACAAAUGGCUAACGAUUUAAGAAGAAUACGUGUUGAGACUGACAAGUUUUACAAAAGUGACAAUGGACAUGCGUAUUCUAGACGUCUCACUGUGCAUGGAAUAUCUUCUGUGCCAGCCGACAAGCUUAUGAUCGAGGAGAGAAAGCAGUCGGUUGCUGCGUACUUUGAUGAACAUCACCAUAUCAAGUUAAAAUAUCCUGAUCUUCCGUGCAUAAAGGUUGAUCAAAAACGAGAGGUUUAUAUGCCGAUGGAAUUGCUAAACAUUCUUCCUUUUCAAGCACCUAACGCGAGCAAGGCUGAUGUGGCUAGUGAGGUUAUCCGUUGUGCAGCAGUACGUCCUCAAGAACGUUUUCGAGAACUUAUGGAUUUCACUAAUUCGAUUUCAAAGGCACAUCGACUAUUUCAGUUGUUUCAAGUAAAGAUAGCAAACAAACCUGUAGAUGUAAAGUCACGUGUACUCCAGCCACCUAAAGCAGUUUUUAAUCGUCCAGAUAAAAUCCAACUGAAGGCUGGAAGUUGGAAUACUCCAGAUUUUCAUGAACCGGCUAAACGUGGUGUUGCAAUUCCAUGGGGAAUACUUUGUGUUCCAAACAACCCACGAUCUAGAGGCGACGUGGAAAAAGUCACAGACGAAUUACCGAAGGCCGCUAACCGUUUCGGUGUUUCCUUCAGCAAUAAACCAUUUAUAUCACAAUGCUCCCUUAACCAACUUGAAAAAAAGUUUGAGGAAUUUCAUCGACAAGGUUGUAACUUCAUUCUGUUGAUUCUGUACGAUGAUUUGGCUUACGGAACAAUCAAACGUUUAAGUGAUUUGAGAAUGGGUAUCCGCACACAGUGUGUUCGUGGUAGCACUCUACGCAAACCUAAUGUGUUUCCCAACCUAUUAUUGAAACUCAAUGGGAAACUUGGUGGUGUUAAUUGGAUUGUCCCAGAUCUUAUCGAGAACAGUCAGGAUUUAAUAAUGGUUUUCGGUGCUGAUGUUACUCAUCCAGCACCGACACAAUCUCAUCAGGUUCUCAAGUCAGUUGCUGCUGUUGUUGGAUCUGUCAGUCCUGAGUUAAUGCGAUACGGGGCUGUAGUUAGACAACAAGCAACUACUGAGCGAGGAAACAAAACAACAAGAGAAAUUAUUGAUAACUUGCAUCUGUCAGUUGGAGAACUGCUCACGCUGUAUUUGCGGAAUACAAAGGGACGUUUUCCUAAACGUAUUAUAUUCUAUCGCGACGGUGUCUCAGAGGGUCAGUUUGAAAAUGUUUUGGUCGAGGAGUUGUCUGCCAUUCAAAAAGCUUGCACUGAUAUUCGUCCUGGUGAAGAACCUGCUAUUACAUUUAUCGUUGUCCAGAAGCGACACCAUAUCCGUUUCAAACCACAUGAUCCCAGGGCACGGAAUGUGGAACCAGGGACUGUCGUGGAUACAGAUAUUACUCAUCGUAGAGAGUUCGAUUUCUAUAUUUGUUCUCAUGAAGGGAUUCAGGGAACAUCAAAACCGGCCCACUAUCAUGUAUUAUAUGAUGACAGUAACUUUACAUCGGACGCUCUUCAAAUGUUUACGUACCACUUAUGUUAUGCUUAUAUGCGGUGCUCUCGUAGUGUCUCUUACCCUGCUCCGGUGUAUUAUUCUCAUUUAGCUGCGUUUCGUGCACGAGAUUGGCUAUCAAACACGAACGAAGCAAGUGUUUUGCUUGAUGGUUAUGAUCGCUUCAAAGUUCACAUAUCACAAACUGAUGGGAUGUUUUUCUUGUAAAGUUUCGUUAAUUCAUUAUUUCGGAGAAAACUUUCUAUUUUAAUAUAGACCAUUACGUUUAAUAAACAAAUUAACGAUAAAUAUAAUUGUACAGUUCUUGUUAAUGAAGUCGUCGAAAAGGAAAUUUUCCCCGUUAAAUUCUCUUAUUUAUUCAUUUCAUCAUUUAUUCGAAAUAAAUUGCAUUUAUAAUGGUU
This is a messenger RNA of Schistosoma mattheei, 3587 nucleotides long. The record is from the annotation of a GenBank genome assembly. NCBI's taxonomy places the organism in Eukaryota, Metazoa, Platyhelminthes, Trematoda, Strigeidida, Schistosomatidae.